AUGCUUUCUAUUAGAUCCUUCGCCCGUGCGGCACCCCGAACAAUCUCUCGAUUGACAGCCUCCGCCAUCAGACGACCAGCUCCCAGAGUCUCCUUAUUACAAGCAGCAUGGAAGCCAGCACCAAUACAAAGCGUUGCCGCCUUCACAUCAUCAGCUCUGAGGAGAUCAAAGGGUGGAGAGGGUGAUGAUGAGUUAGCUGCAAAGCUUGAGGCCGAGCUUGAGAUGGAGAAUGAGAUGAAGGAUCAAGAGGGCGUCCCAGCGAGCGUCAAAGACUACCUCGAGAACUGUCCAUUCGAGAUCAUUGAUGUUCCUGGUGUAGAGGAUGUCGUGCUUACAAGACAAUUUGGGGAUGAGAAGAUUCAAAUCACCUUCUCCAUCGCUGACAUCAACAACCUCGAGGGAGAAGAACCAUACGAAGAUAACGCCAUGGCCGAUGAGGAGGACAACAUCAACCAAGGGAACCCCAAUUCUUUCAAACAAGCUCCCGAGGACUCAAUCGAGGAAGAACAGGGCGAGGCUACAGGCGACCAACAAGAGCGCUCAUACCCAGCACGAUUGAACAUCGUCAUCGAGAAAGCCGGCAAGGGUGCCCUGAACGUCGAGAGCGUUGUUCAGGACGGCGUCCACAUGAUCGAUAACGUCUACUACUACGCUGAUGCAGGAUUGGCAUACGCCAAGACCCCUGAGAGCAUCCAGGGCCGUCAAAACGUAUACUCCGGCCCACCAUUCGCCAAUCUCGAUGAGAACCUGCAGAUUAUGAUGGAGAGAUACUUGGACGAGCGGGGAAUCAAUGCUGCACUUGCUAUCUUUGUGCCAGAUUACAUCGAUAUGAAGGAGCAGAAGGAGUACUUGAGAUGGCUGUCGAACGUCAAGGACUUUGUUGAGGCAUAG
Molecule: messenger RNA, 891 nt
Organism: Lachnellula hyalina
Lineage: Eukaryota; Fungi; Ascomycota; Leotiomycetes; Helotiales; Lachnaceae
Gene: MAM33
Product: Mitochondrial acidic protein
Exons: 2
Coding region: 1-891 (296 amino acids)
Biological process (GO): cytosolic ribosome assembly
Cellular component (GO): mitochondrial matrix
Source: RefSeq, a predicted model, not a curated record